This is a messenger RNA of Danio aesculapii, 1441 nucleotides long. RefSeq names its product adenosine receptor A1-like. NCBI's taxonomy places the organism in Eukaryota, Metazoa, Chordata, Actinopteri, Cypriniformes, Danionidae. Gene Ontology annotation, biological process: G protein-coupled adenosine receptor signaling pathway. The transcript is spliced from 2 exons. Gene Ontology annotation, cellular component: membrane; synapse; dendrite. Bases 1 to 1152 code for a protein of 383 amino acids. The record is from RefSeq and is a predicted model, not a curated record. Gene Ontology annotation, molecular function: G protein-coupled adenosine receptor activity.
AUGAGACCCCCAGAGAAGCAUGCUGAAGAUCAGGGUGUGUGUGUGUGUGUGAAUGAGAGCACAGCAGAUGUUCACUUUCUGCUUCAGAUUUCUCCAUUUCGAGGAGACUCUGCUCUAUUUACUGGUGUUGGUGGAGGGUUGAUCCUCAUGGCCUGGUUGAUCUACACAUCUCUGGAGAUGCUCAUCGCCGUGUCCUGCUGCCUGGGGAAUGUGCUGGUGGUCUGGGCCGUGUGUUUGAGACGUGUCCUCCGUCAGCCUACCUUCUGUUUCGUGGCAUCGCUGGCCGUGGCUGAUUUCCUGGUAGGCUUAGUGGCAGUGCCCCUGGCGGUGCUAGUGGACGGCUGGAUGGAAAUGCCCUUUCAAGCUUGUUUGGCACUCAGCUGUGUGGUGCUGGUUCUGACUCAAGCAUCUGUGCUGUCUCUGUUGGCAAUCGCUGUGGACCGUUAUCUGCGCGUAUCAAUACCUCACAGGUAUAAAGAGAUCGCCUCUGAGCAGCGUUCAUGGAUAGCAGUUCUCCUGUGUUGGCUAAUAUCCUGUCUGCUGGGAUUCAUGCCUCUGUUUGGUUGGCAUAAUGGGGAUUCGCCAUCCUCUACUUUCCUGAACUCUUCCCAUAUCAACUGCACAUUCUUAGCCGUUAUUUCUCUGCCCUACAUGGUCUACUUCAACUAUCUGUGUUGCAUCCUGCUACCGCUGGUGGCCAUGACACUUCUUUACGGCCUUGUCUUCUACAACCUCCGCAAACGCCUCCGGAGAGAAGAUGAGACUUCAGCAACUUGCGAAUCUAAACUCAGGGCAUUUCUACUCAAGGAGAAGAGACUGGCUUGCUCUCUGGCUCUGGUUCUUCUGCUGUUUGCAGCAUGUUGGAUGCCUCUUCAUCUUAUGAAUUGUAUUUUGCUGUCAACGGGUCCACAAGGUGUCCCUCAGAUUGCCUUUUAUGCAGGAAUACUCCUCUCUCAUGCCAACUCUGCAGUAAACCCUGUGGUUUAUGCCCUCCGUAUCACGAAGAUCAGGCAGGCUUACCUGGAGAUCUGGAGACGGUAUGUGGUCUGCUGGAGAGGACAAAAAGACUUUUCAAGUUCCUCAUGGAGAUCUCAGUCUGGAGAUCAUAACGAUAGGCAUCAGACUGCUGUACCCUCCAACACUGGUUCAUGAAAUAAAAUCUUCAAAACUAAACUCAAAAACUAAAAACUAAUUUUCUGUGUGUAAUAAAAUUCAGAAUGUGUACUGUAUUAGGUACAUCAAUUCAACUUUUGUUCUGUAAUGCACAUGACUAACUAAUUAAUCAGAUGGCCGUAACUCGAUGCAUUAAUUCAUGUACACUGCAUGUGACCAAGUGAUCAGCUGGGGAAGAAUGGGAAAGAAAGUGACUUUGAGUGUGAUAUGACUGACUUGCUGCUCUAAGUAUUUCAGAUACUGUUGAUCUUUGGAUGAUAAGGUCAAA